CAAGACACACUCAACCCUAAUUGAUCCCAGCGGUAGCACAGCACUGAGCAUGUGCACAGCAUCUUGAACCCUGAUCGACGCUGCUGUUUGUUUUCAUCGGUUUUCCCUGUCGAUGCUGGGCAGGUUGGGCAUCAUCAACGCGUGGCUGGAGAGCAGGCUGGUGCUCAACAGCGGUGGCCUUUGUAGCUCACCAUCGCAUGCACUCGGUUCUGAAUGCAAAAUGCAAAUGGAGACAUAUCGCGAUGCUCUGCUUCCGUGUGUCACCCGCAAAGGCAGGGGUCCUCGCGUGGCUGCCGAACGCCAUUGCCAAGGCCAUGCUUGUUCACAUGCAACUGCGUCAUCCAUAGUCGGUCCUGAACACUGCACCCCAAAAGACCUUGUCGACUUGCAGAACGAACAGAGAGCUGGAACAUCAGAGUCGUGAAACUUGGGUGGAAAAGCGGCAUCCGUCUAAGACCACAAUAACAUUCCAGCCAAAUGAGCGCCCGCACCUUCUUUGGAUGAACGAGGCAGUGCGCCUUUCUCCUUAAGACCAGAGUUUGGUCAACUA
Molecule: messenger RNA, 550 nt
Organism: Macroventuria anomochaeta
Lineage: Eukaryota; Fungi; Ascomycota; Dothideomycetes; Pleosporales; Didymellaceae
Exons: 1
Coding region: 113-424 (103 amino acids)
Source: RefSeq, a predicted model, not a curated record